Molecule: messenger RNA, 1086 nt
Organism: Ilyonectria robusta
Lineage: Eukaryota; Fungi; Ascomycota; Sordariomycetes; Hypocreales; Nectriaceae
Exons: 4
Coding region: 1-1086 (361 amino acids)
Source: RefSeq, a predicted model, not a curated record
AUGACCGGUUUUCUGAUACCCGACGACUACAAAUAUAACAAGCCAAGCAUCGAUGACAUGAACAUUGCCAGCAUCGCCUGGGGAUUCUCCCUGGGCGUGUGCAUCUUUACCGGAGCAAAGGGCAUGAGGCAGACGGUCAAAUCGUGGAAGAGAGGGCGGAGGACCAACAUUUACCUCAUCAUGCUGUGGACAGAGUGGGCCAGCAGCACCAUCAUGAGUGCCAUUACUUGGUUUUACUUGCGUGGCCAUAUUCCCCCUAGCUUUGCCAUUUUCUUCGUCAUUGUCUUCCUUUGGGCGGUCCAAAUCCAGACUCUAAUGCAAAUCAUCAUAAACCGAAUCUCCAUUCUCAUGGUAGUCCGACAAAACGCAUGGAAGCUCAAGUUGGGGAUUUUCCUAAUUCUGCUCGCCAUCAACGUCAGCGUCUUUUGUAUCUGGGUUCCCGCACGACUGCAGAUCAGCAAUACUUUUAUCCGCGUCAAUAAUAUUUGGGAUCGCAUCGAGAAGUGCAUUUUCCUCAUCAUCGAUGCUAGCCUGAACCUGUACUUCAUUCACCUGGUCAAGUCUCGACUUAUUGCGAAUGGCCUCACCAAGUACACUCGACUAUUCAACGUCAAUCUUGGCAUGAUUGGAAUUUCCAUCACCAUGGAUGUCCUCCUUGUUGGAAUGAUGUCUCUUCCUAAUGACAUUGUAUACCUCCAAUUCCACCCUCUGGCAUACCUCGUCAAGCUCCACAUCGAAAUGAACAUGGCCGACCUCAUUACCAAAGUUGUCAAGGCCAGCAACCCGGCCGACUAUGCAGGCUACUCCAACUCUCUUUCUCGCUCUAAUCCGAAGAGUUCACAAAACGGUGCGACCAAUGGUAGCAAGAAGAUGGCUUCAAUGUUCACCAGAGGAAAUAGAACCUAUAUCGAGACAGGAGGAGACGAUAUUGAGUUGACAGCAGCCGAAGGUGCUGGCGGAAUUAAAAAGACAAUAACGUCCCAGGUUGUCAUCAAGCCAGCAAGACAAUCAGAGUAUGAAGAGCAAGACUUGGCCAGCGUUUCAAGUUCAACGCGUCAGUUGCAUGAAGUGCGCCAAGCAGUGUAA